AUGCAACCUAUGACCAGAACAUCCAAAGGAAAAACCAUGGAAAAUAUCCCUAUCGUUAACCUUCCAGCCUCUUCUCCAACGCCCUCACCCCCACCCAUAGAUUCAAGUUCGACCAAAGUCAUCACUCAAACCCGACGUUCUAAACGUCGUCUCAACUCUGAGAUCUCGGCUCAAGAUGACACUAAAACGUCAGGUUCUUCCACGUCUAAAGGAAUCUCACCACAGCCCACAGUUAGCUCUUAUACUAAUGUAAAGACAUAUAAGCGCCAGAAAAUCACUUCAACAACAGAAACAAAUGACGCGUACGCAAAGACUAAAGCUACCUAUGCUGCAACAGAAUUGGCGAGUCUCGUUCCUCAACAUCACGAAGAAAAGAUCUUUAAGAAUUUUCGGUUACGUCGUAUAGUCAAAGAAAAUCACGGUCAUGAUAUUAAUCAGUUGGCGUUCUUUUUCAACUUAAAUAAUUACGGUACACCGAUCGGAUCUGAAUAUCGUAAGGAUUACAAUAAGCAUGGACAUGUAGUUCGUGAUGUCGGCGAUACGAGUAAUAUAUUGUCGAGUGUUGGCGAUGUGCAGGCAAACAUUUAUGAUAAUGAACAUUGCGGUGAUCAUUUGGAUAUUAUGUCGAACUUUUCGUUAGAAGAUGAGUCAGGAAAGAAUUUCAACGUGUCAGAAUUAUUAACUUGUUGCUGGUUGCAUAGACCAAAUGACGCUUUGUUGGCAGUCGCUGGCAGAUCCAAAAUAAUCUACAUAAUAAGCCUUGCGACUUCGUCUACUUUAAGAGAAUUAUCUGGUCACAAAGACGUAAUCACUGAUAUUGCCAAACAUCCAAAGGACGAUCUACAUUUAUUAUCAGCAUCUAAUGAUAACACCGUAAGAUUAUGGAAUACAGAUACCAGUCAAUGUUUGUACAUAUUUGAAACUAGUGCAUCGGCAAUAUGUUGGAAUCCUUCAGGUGAAAUUUUCUUGACCGGAAGUUACAAAGGGCAUAUUUUACAAUGGUUGGUGCCAGAUCAAUCACUUGAUUCUGAAAAUCCUCGACGUUUUAAGGAGAAAGAUCUCGUGAUCAAUAUGAAUGAAUUACAUAUGGAUGCGAUAGAUUGUAUACGUUUCGUCAAUGGUAAUGUACUGACAAAGUCAAUAGAUGGUAAGUUGGAACAUUGGAACCCAGAAACAAUGUACAUAUACAAAUCAUAUAAUAUUAAGAACGGCUCAAAUAAUCGAUCACGAUUCGACGUGAGCCUGGAUGGAUGUUUUUUUUGUGUUGGAACGAACAUCGGUAGUGUUUGUGUUUAUAACUUAACAACAGGAAAAUUGGUCACUGAACUUCGACAUCGACGUUCAAUCAAAGCAGUCAGAUGCUGUGCUUUUACCAAGGAUUACAAACAAAUCGUAGCAGGUGGAGAGGAAUCUUUUAUUUGGAGAUAUGAUUAUGUUAGUAAUGAAACUUUGGAAGAAUGGGAAAAGUGGACAGCUUCUGAUUGA
Molecule: messenger RNA, 1485 nt
Organism: Ambispora leptoticha
Lineage: Eukaryota; Fungi; Glomeromycota; Glomeromycetes; Archaeosporales; Ambisporaceae
Source: the annotation of a GenBank genome assembly